UUUGGCUAAUUUUAGGAAAAAUUAUUGUGACGCGAAUUUCUCUUCUGAGCAGGGAAAAUAUAUCACAAUUUGCAGAUCACACAUGCAAUGGGCGCAUAAUGAUUUACAAUUUUGACAAAGAACAAUUGAGAAUUCUUCGAAAUGCUUUUAAGGCUUUUGAUCACGACGGUGCGGGGUCGAUCGACCAUACAGAUGUAUCUAGCAUACUUGAAAUUCUAGGUCAGAAGCUAGAGCCGCCAGCAGUUAAGGCGCUCAUUAAAGAAGUCGGCAAGGGAACAAGUGGUAAAUUGGAUUUCGGUCAAUUUUGCAAACUGACGGCUCGUUUUAUUGAAGUAGAGGAGGAUUUGGGAGCUCUGCAAAAUGAACUAAAAGAAGCUUUUCGUGUUUACGAUAAGGAAGGAAAAGGUUAUCUAACGGUUGCCACACUGCGUGGUAUUCUUCACGAAUUAGAUGAUAAGAUAUCUAAUCAAGACUUGGAUUUGAUCAUAGAAGAAAAUGAUGCUGAUGGCUCAGGCACGGUUUACUGGCGGUUGGGCGGAAACCUCCCAAAUCUACAUAAAACAUCUACAUCUUGAAGAUAAAAGAAAACUAAAAACGCCAUUCCGUAG
Molecule: messenger RNA, 608 nt
Organism: Drosophila subobscura
Lineage: Eukaryota; Metazoa; Arthropoda; Insecta; Diptera; Drosophilidae
Product: troponin C, isoallergen Bla g 6.0201-like
Exons: 2
Coding region: 99-575 (158 amino acids)
Cellular component (GO): myosin II complex
Molecular function (GO): calcium ion binding
Source: RefSeq, a predicted model, not a curated record